Molecule: messenger RNA, 523 nt
Organism: Aspergillus calidoustus
Lineage: Eukaryota; Fungi; Ascomycota; Eurotiomycetes; Eurotiales; Aspergillaceae
Source: the annotation of a GenBank genome assembly
GGCCGUUGUUAACCUGCCUCUCCAGUCCUACCACAAACGAAGCUCUCUCUUCCUCCCUGCGAGAUCAUCUCAUUUCCAACACCAUUUUCUCAAAAUGAAGCUCACAAUCUCUGCUCUACUCUUCCUCCCUCUUGGCGCCCUCGCCACGUCCCAGUGGUGCACCAUAAUUAAUUCCAGCAGCAAAGUCAACUGCCGAGCAGGACCCAGCCUCAGUUCCAGAGUGAUCCGCCAAUUGACCCCGGGCAAGGAUUACUAUUUCCAAUGUUACAAGCGCGGAGAUUGCUACAAUGAUAACUGUACAUGGGACAGACACAUCGCCCCGGGCGUGACUGACUGCUAUGUGAAUGGGUAUCUUACUGAUAACCAUUGCACCAUGGCGAAAUUGGGCAAAUGUUAGGUUGCCAAAUUGCCUCACUGGUGUGGUCCGCAACGCCCAGGCAAGCCAGACUGGGACAGAAUCGUUUGGAGAGUCAAUGGUGGAAGCUACGUUUGGCUAUUGCAAGAGCAAACUCAAGUAUGCGUU